CUGCUGGUAUGUUAUACUGCCCGUGUUGCUCCAUCUGCCGUAUGGUAUCCUAACGUUCCUGAUGCAGGCCAUCUGAUAUACAAAUGCGGUGGUGUCAGCGGGGAUACCAUCCAGGCGUACGAGCAAGAAGCCGCUGGUAUGGGCAAGGCCUCGUUCAAGUACGCAUGGGUCCUUGAUAAAUCGAGGGCUGAACGUGAGCGUGGAAUUACUAUCGACCUUUCUCUCUGCAAAUUCGAGACCCCUAAAUUCAUGGUCAAUAUCAUUGACGCCCCUGGUCAUCGUGACUAUAUUAAGAAUACGAUUACCGGUGCCUCGCAGGCCGACUGCGCGAUCCUCGUCAUGUCUGCUGACACUGGUGAGUUUGAGACCGGUGUGGAAAACGGUGGCCAAACUCGCGAACACCUUCUACAAGCAUUUACCCUAGGGGUCCGCAACCUUAUUGUGGCCGUGAAUAAGAUGGAUGCUACUAGAUGGAACGAGGAUCGCUUUAAUGAGAUUAUCAAGGAGACCUCCUUUUUCGCGAAAAAGGUCGGUUAUAAUCCCAAAACUAUUGCCUUUGUCCCUAUCUCCGGCUUCCAUGGUGAUAAUAUGCUGGAGGAGUCCCCUAAUAUGUCAUGGUAUAAAGGCUGGACAAAAGAGCAAAGGGCCGGCGUUAUAAAGGGUAAAACCUUGCUUGAUGCCAUCGACGCAGUUGAACCCGUGCCCUUCUACACUGUCACUGAUAAGCCAUUACGUCUACCCAUCCGGAAGGUUGAAGAGACAGAGACCGGUACUGUGCUGGUAGGCCGUAUAGAGACUGGGACUAUGCAUCCUGGCAUGGUGCUUACGAUCGCCCCGACCGAUAUUGUCGCUAACGUGGAAUAUAUUGAGAUGGAUGGUGGGGAGGUCAAUACAGGUAUUGCAGGUGAACAUGUUAGUGUUCAUGUCACAAUCACAAAUGGUGAGGGGAAUAUCCGGCCCGGCUAUGUCGCUGGCGAUAUCCAGAAUGACCCCCCGGAGAGUGUUGCCUCCUUCAAUGCCCAACUGGCCAUUCUCAACCACCCUGGCGAGAUCAGUGCUGGCUAUACCGCGAUGGUGGACUGCCUCACUGCCCAUGUCCCCUGUAGGAUCUCGAGUAUCCUGCACAAGAUGGACCGCCGUACCGGCAGGCCGACCGAACAAUCGCCCCAUUCUAUCAGGGCGGGUGAGAUGGCUGUUGUCGAGCUGGUUCCCACCAAGCGCAUGUGUGUUGAGCCCCACAGCAAGAACCCCUUUCUCGGACGCUUUAUCGUCCGUGACGAGAGCAGCACAGUCGGAGUUGGGACCAUCACCGACGUCAAGUUUGGUACUGUCGACGACGCCGAUGAGGACGACGAUGACGAAUACUAGUUGUAUUAUUCGAAUUAGGCUGGCGGCGCCGGC
This is a messenger RNA of Aspergillus pseudotamarii, 1401 nucleotides long. RefSeq names its product elongation factor 1-alpha. The record is from RefSeq and is a predicted model, not a curated record. Gene Ontology annotation, molecular function: GTPase activity; GTP binding; translation elongation factor activity. Gene Ontology annotation, biological process: translation; translational elongation. NCBI's taxonomy places the organism in Eukaryota, Fungi, Ascomycota, Eurotiomycetes, Eurotiales, Aspergillaceae. The coding region runs from base 139 to 1368 and encodes 409 amino acids. The transcript is spliced from 3 exons.